Eupeodes corollae is the source of this 2231-nucleotide messenger RNA. RefSeq names its product sphingolipid delta(4)-desaturase DES1 (gene ifc). Gene Ontology annotation, molecular function: sphingolipid delta-4 desaturase activity. Gene Ontology annotation, cellular component: membrane. The record is from RefSeq and is a predicted model, not a curated record. Bases 523 to 1488 code for a protein of 321 amino acids. The transcript has 2 exons. NCBI's taxonomy places the organism in Eukaryota, Metazoa, Arthropoda, Insecta, Diptera, Syrphidae. Gene Ontology annotation, biological process: ceramide biosynthetic process.
CCGCAAAAUUAACAAAAACCCAGCCAAGGUGUAAAUUCAUCUUAUCCAUUUAUUUCUGGUUGUAUUAAUAAAAAUAAAACAACAAAAUCACUCAUUUCCGUUUUUAUCUAUUUAAAUUUAAGUCCAGAUUAUCUUCUAUGAGCAAUUCAAUUCCGGCAAAACAUCAACAACAUUUUUCUUCAUUUUCCUUCAGCUUGCUUCGGUUCGCGUUUUUUCUUCACAUUGACAAUUUGACAUUUAUUCGGUUUCGGAGCCACUCAAAGCAUGAUGUUCUGUUCUGAAUACUGAAAUCGGGUGCUACUAACAGAACCGUCUGCUUCUAGAGAGUAAAGAGGAGUGGAGAGUGAAUGUGAAGUGUCGUUUUAGUUUUAGUUUUUGUUGCGCGAUACAAAAAUUAAUUGAACUAAAUUAGUCAGAGUCAGAAGAAAAAAAUUGUAUACUCCUAAAUAAACGGUAAUUAAAUUCAACUGCGGAUAGAAGCAAACAUAAAAGGAUAAAACCAGGAGCAGGACAAUCAUAAUAAUGGGACAACAAGUAUCUCGAACAGAUUUUGAAUGGGUCUACACCGAAGAACCACACGCCAGUAGACGCAAAUUGAUUCUCGAGAAAUAUCCACAAAUCAAAAAACUCUUCGGCUAUGAUCCCAAGUUCAAGUACGUCGCCGGUUCCAUGGUCAUGACUCAAAUUCUAAUGCUGUUCCUAAUCAAAGACUGUUCGUGGCCAGCUAUAUUCUUACUUGCCUAUUGCUUUGGUGGAAUAUUAAAUCAUUCAUUAAUGCUGGCCGUGCAUGAGAUAUCGCAUAAUUUGGCAUUUGGUCAUAGCCGUCCGUUGGCCAAUCGAAUAAUGGGAUUUAUUUGUAAUCUACCCAUUGGAUUGCCAAUGUCCAUAUCUUUCAGGAAAUAUCACUUGGAACAUCAUAGAUACCAAGGCGAUGAAGCGAUAGACACCGACAUACCCACUCUACUCGAGGCUAAACUAUUUUGUACAACAUUUGGCAAAUUCAUUUGGGUUUGCCUACAGCCAUUUUUCUACAUUUUUAGACCUUUAAUCAUCAAUCCAAAACCUCCAACUAAUAUGGAAUUAAUCAAUACAAUUAUCCAAUUGAUAUUCAAUGGUUUAGUUGUAUAUUAUUGUGGAUGGAAAUCACUGGCCUAUCUUGUAAUCGGUUCGAUUUUGGCAAUGGGAUUACAUCCAGUUGCAGGACAUUUUAUAUCGGAGCACUAUAUGUUUGCCAAGGGCUUCGAAACAUAUUCCUAUUAUGGUCCUCUCAAUUGGAUUACAUUUAAUGUUGGCUAUCAUAAUGAACAUCAUGAUUUCCCAGCUGUGCCGGGUAGUCGCUUGCCAGAAGUGAAAAAAAUCGCCCCAGAAUUUUAUGAUUCUAUGCCACAACACACUUCAUGGGUACGUGUGUUGUAUGAUUUUAUUAUGGAUCCAGCUGUGGGUCCAUAUGCCCGCGUAAAAAGACACCAACGUGGCCUUAAAACAUAAGCACAAACAAAAUAACAACAUUAACAUCAAAUGGACUGCAAACACAUCAACAACACCAAGCUGCAACAUUUCUACAUACCUAACCAACAAAUCUCAGCUAAUAAAGUGUGUGUGUGUAUGUUUACGAGUAUUUAUUUGAAUUAAAACUUGUUAUUUAGAGUAAUUUUGAAAGUAUUUUAGUUGUUAUUAAUUUAAAAUCUGCACGAUUUAAAGUAAUUGAAAAAGAAUAUAUUAUGUAGAUCGAAUUUCAAUUGAAGGGACGUUUUGAUUUUCUAUACACCAAGCUUGAGGAAUGUUUGCGUUUUUGUUUCUUUGGAAAUCCAACAGCAAAACAAUGCAGAGAAAAAAACUCUCUACCACUACUAUAUAGUAUUACUAGGUUUUGUAUAAUGCCAAAAAUAAAAGAGUUCUAAAACAUGAUUUAUAUAUGUAUUAAGAAAUAUGAUCAUAUACAUGUAUAUAGUCUGUUUCAUAUAUUAUAUAAAUAUAUAUUGUAAUGUAAUGUAAAGUUUAUUAAAUUAAGAUAAAAACAAACUAUAUUAUUAUAAAAAAACUACAAAUUUAAAAUUGUUCGCUUUGUCCCUCAAUCAAGCUUAAAAGCACUAAGAUUUUAUUCUUAAUUUUUGUCGUGUUUAUAAAACAAUCAAAAAAAUGGAUGUAAAAGACUUGUAUAUAUAUAAAAAAAAAGAUAUAUAAUAAUUACCUAUUUUAAAAAAAUAAAAUCAAUCUAUAUACAAUGUAAA